Messenger RNA from Vidua macroura (Pin-tailed whydah), 1081 nucleotides. RefSeq names its product parathyroid hormone like hormone (gene PTHLH). Lineage: Eukaryota; Metazoa; Chordata; Aves; Passeriformes; Viduidae. Gene Ontology annotation, biological process: bone mineralization; adenylate cyclase-activating G protein-coupled receptor signaling pathway; osteoblast development. The record is from RefSeq and is a predicted model, not a curated record. The transcript is spliced from 4 exons. Bases 88 to 621 code for a protein of 177 amino acids. Gene Ontology annotation, molecular function: peptide hormone receptor binding; hormone activity. Gene Ontology annotation, cellular component: extracellular region.
UAGCGUACAAUUAGCAUCAUUAGGAACCGACCCUCCGGCUAAUAGGGGAACGGCGACCAACAACGGUUUUAAGUCCCGGAGGGUACAAUGUUCGCUAAACUCUUCCAGCAGUGGAGUUUUGCAGUGUUCCUGCUGAGUUAUUCCGUGCCCUCCUACGGGAGAUCAGUAGAGGGGAUCAGCCGCAGACUCAAACGGGCUGUAUCAGAGCACCAGCUAUUGCAUGACAAGGGCAAGUCAAUCCAAGACUUACGAAGAAGAAUAUUCCUUCAAAAUUUAAUCGAAGGUGUCAACACUGCAGAGAUCCGUGCAACGUCAGAGGUGUCACCUAACCCUAAACCUGCCACCAACACGAAGAACUACCCUGUCCGGUUUGGCAGUGAAGAUGAGGGCAGAUACCUAACUCAGGAGACAAACAAAUCACAGACCUACAAGGAGCAGCCCCUGAAGGUCUCAGGGAAGAAAAAGAAAGCAAAGCCUGGAAAACGUAAGGAACAAGAGAAGAAAAAGAGGCGAACCCGCUCAGCUUGGCUAAGUUCUGGCAUGUACGGAGACGUCGUGACCGAGAGCCCACUCUUGGACAUCUCUGUUACUACACAUAAUCAAACUUUAAGGAGGCGCUGAUGUUUUCAGCAAGAGAUAUUUGGAAGACACAUUGCAGUAUUCUGUAAUAGUGAACAUAUGGGAAGUAUUAAAAUAUUUAUUAUCUGUAAAUAUUGUAAAUGCUCAGAAUAAAACCUUUUCCCCCCAUUGCUCUCUGAAACUGCACAUUUGGUUAUUGUGAAUUUUCCUUUUUUUUUUUUUUUUUUUUUUUUUUUGGCUAAGGCUGAGACAAUUAUUAUUGUCACAUUUACCAUAAUUUAUUUUGUUGACUGGUGUAUUUAUUUUGUGAACGUAUCUUGGUGCUGCUGACUUUCUAUAUUUUUUGUAACAUAAUGCACUUUAGAUAUACAUAUUGAGUACAUUGAUAACUGACAUAAAAUGUUCCUGUUUUGUGGUUGAUUUCAAUGAAUGCCUACAUACAAUUGUUCAAACUGAUUUUCUUUUGUGCAUGUAUAAUAGCAGUAUUUUAAAAUUUGUAAAG